AGUGGACUUGAAGGCCAAAAAAGUGAACUUAAGAAGUUAGCACUCACCAAAAUCAUUAAAGAUACACCUACAGUUCGAGAUUGGGUCUGGGUUCCAAAAUCAAUUGCGGAAUGGGAAGCUAUUGGAUUGUAA
This is a messenger RNA of Paraglomus brasilianum, 132 nucleotides long. Lineage: Eukaryota; Fungi; Glomeromycota; Glomeromycetes; Paraglomerales; Paraglomeraceae. The record is from the annotation of a GenBank genome assembly.